AUGGGUGACUAAGAUAAAGAAACACAAUCUACUAAGACUUCAACUUUGAAUUAAAUUGAAGAAAAGCAACAAAAGGUCAUCGCUAAAAUUAAAGAGUUGUUUGAAAAGGAAAACUUCAAAAAAAACACUCACUUAACUAGAUUUAUUGUUAAUACAACCACCAAUGCUGUUCAUUUAAAUGGUGUUUUGAGUGAGAAAUCAGUCUAAGAAAUCAGUGUUGAUCACAAAUUACUUGAUGAAAUUUUGAAAAAAGAUGAAUUAAAGGACGUCAUUAAAUAUAGUCCUCAAGAAUUGACUGUUGCUCCUACCUGGAAAAAGCUUAGAAAUAUUCUCUACAUUAAAAAUAUUGAUAAAGACUUAAAGAAUGAAUUGUAACAAUUAAUUGAACAAGACAUUAAGCCACACACUAUUUAUUAUAAAUCAGAACAAUAAAACAUAGUUGAUUCUAUUAAGAUUACCAUCAAUGAACCUAAUUAAGAAGAGAAUAUUACUAAAGCUUUGUUCGAUAAAUUGUUCUUCAAGAAAUACACUAUUGGUGAAAAAGAAGUUACCAUUGACUGCUCUAUUGAAGAAGAAUAGUUCACUGCUCCCGCUUAAUAGCCCCAUCCUCAAUAACAUCCUAACCACACUUUCAGGGUUUCACGUGACAAUUACCCUACCACUAUUGAUCCUCGUCAAUAAUAACAAUUAUAACAACAAUAAAUGAUUAUAAUGAAUCAAAUGCUUAUGUAGAUGUAAAAAUAGAGUAGAAAUAUGCAGUUUUAGAAAAAUAACAGAUAACAAUAAAACUAAAAUGGAAGAUAAUACGUAAACAAAAAUGUCAAUAACUUAAACAACAACACUAAGUCCUCAGGAAACAAUUUGUACUAACCUUCUAGUAAUAGUAACAGAUCCAUGAAUAAGUAGGACAGAAACCAUAAGGGUGGCAAAAAUCACAAAGGUGGUAACAGACAAAAUUCCAAGCAAGGCCAAAAAGUGUUUAAUGCUACUGAUAAGGACUUCCCCUCUUUAUAAUGA
This is a messenger RNA of Tetrahymena thermophila SB210, 1017 nucleotides long. RefSeq lists its product as hypothetical. The record is from RefSeq and is a predicted model, not a curated record. NCBI's taxonomy places the organism in Eukaryota, Ciliophora, Oligohymenophorea, Hymenostomatida, Tetrahymenidae. The transcript is spliced from 6 exons.